UGCGCUGGAGGGGAGCAUUGUGUUGUCACCAGCAGAAGGUCUGAUGAGAAUUCCCAGGGUCACACGCUCAUGGGAUAGCAGGCAGCGGUGGCCUCUGUGUCCCAGGCCCUGGCUGGGACAGAGAUGGGGCAUGUUCACUGCUACUCUCUAGCUUGGCCAGGGAAAGGAAAAGAAGGAUCUCUGAGAAAGGACUGAGGUGGAAAUAAACAUUCAGAACUUACUGCUUUCCUCUAACCGGCAUGGAGUUUGUGAAGAAGGAAGAGUGACCUUUUGAAGGUUUGAACAGAAUUGCAUUCUAGGACCUGUUCCUUUCUUGGAACUCUGUGAUUUCUGGUAGAUGAAAGGUGAAAUCCAAUGAUGUAGAGCCAUUGGUGUCUACUGAAGCAGUUUCUGGAGAGAGAGCCAGAGCGACAGCAGAAGAUGUACAGCUGUCAGUGACUAGAUAGAUACCCACUGUUCACUAAGCCUCGGUAGUGGGUUAAUGGUCAGGAAGAGAUGGUCUCAGGUUUAUACAUAAGCACAAUGAAGAAGAAUGACAGCAAGUCUACUACGAGUAUUGACGAGCAAGAUGACAUCUGUGUCCCAGGCUCCAAGGAUCCAGGAGAGCUUCAAAAUAUGUUGGAUGAAGGAGAGUAUGCCCCUUUUGUAUCUCCUCCCAUAUUAGAGAGCAGUUUUAUCCAGGUCAACAGGAGAGGUGAAUCCAUUUACCUUCAUAACCGAGCCAACUGGGUGACUGUAGGCAUCUGCUCUUCCAGUCCCACCCUCAAGACCCCCAACGUGAUGCUGUUGGCACAUCUGACACCUGCCGCCCAGAAAGAUUCAGAGCCCCUUUUUAAAAGUCUUCUGACAUCUCCUUCUCCGGAGAAUCUGGUGCUCACCAGGUUUCUCCCUCUGCAGUUUGUGACUCUUUCUGUGCAUGAUGCUGAGAAUAUGCGCAUCAAAGUAAAGCUGGUGAGUGGCCGAGCCUACUACCUACAGCUCUGUGCCCCUGCAUGCAAACAAGACACCCUAUUCCGUCAGUGGGUGGAACUCAUCUCCCUUUUGAAUGAGGAGAAAGCCAAAGCUUCCAAAGUGUCAGAAGUCUUCAGCCUCUCAGAAAUCAAAAACAGCACAGACAUCACAGGGGCAGUGGACAUCACGGAUACUGCAGCCUUCACAGCUGUACAGACCCCACACCUGUACACAUGUUCAGACCUCGUCAAUGGCAUAGAAAGCAUUGAUUUCUCAGAAUUCACGGACAUCACCGAUGUCACCGAUGUCACAGAUACUCCAGAAAAUGAGGUCACCGAGGCCCCAGAUAUAAGGAUUGUCACAGAAGUCACAGAAGUCACAGACAUCUGCAAUGUCACAGUGGUGUUUGAAAAUGAUGACAUACUCAGGGCCAAGCGGGAGGAAGAGGAAAAAAUGGAAAAUAUUCUGAAGGCUGGUUGUCUACAAUAUACAAAAAUUAAGAAUGAGUUUAGAGAAUCCUCAAAACAUGUCACCAUCUCAAACCUAAUGCUAACUUUCGAAGGUGAAAGAUAUUUUCAAACUACCUUGACUCCAGAAGAAGGUGAGACAAAUAAAUCCAAAGAGAUGAGCGAUAGGCCCUCUGAAAUAAGGCCAACAGACUCUAAAAGCACGGCUCUCAAGGCUGAAGAAUCCAGGAGCAGGAGAACUGAUUCAGACACUUCAGGAUUGUACAGUUUUUCAAUGUUCCCUCUGAUUAGCAUUUCUUUCCCCCUUAUCACACUCUUCUGAAUCACUUCUUUUUUCCCCUUUCACACUCAACACUCUUCACCCCAAGAAAAGCAAAGAUUAGUAGAAUUUUAAUCCCUUGUCCCAUUGAAUUUAGACUGAAUGUAGACGGAAAGUGAGUUUGUAAAUCUGAUUUCUAUUCUAGGCAGGAGCCAGAAUAAUAACUGCUCCCACGGCAGUAAAACAAAUCACUGUUUCUAUUAACCCCAUCAGAUUCACAUUCACACAACUCCUGGGCAGGGCUAGUUGGGGACCAUGGUCUCCAAUUCAUCUCUCCAACCUCUCAGCAGUUUGAAAGAAUGACAUUUCUUCUCCUUUUUGAGUAAGGUUUUGGGUAAAGUGGCACUGCAAAUGUACUGUUUUUAUGAAAAGGCUACAAGGCAGGGCCCAGGCUAAACCCAUCUUCUCUGGAUCUGGGUCCAUCUUUCUCCUUUAUUGACUUUCAAUUUCUUACCUUUCUAAGCUUUAUUCUCCUUAACUUUGCUGAUUUCUUUACAGUGAGCCCAAACAAUAGGUUUAUCUAUAAUCCCGUGUUAUUUUUCCAAGAUGGAAAGAAAUGAGACAAAGGAUAGAGAUUCAAGAAAUAAGAAAAAGAGGGCUUCCCUGGUGGCGCAGUGGUUGAGAGUCCGCCUGCCGAUGCAGGGGACACGGGUUUGUGCCCCCAAACCCGGUCCAGGACAAUCCCACAUGCCGCGGAGAGGCUGGGCCCGUGAGCCGUGGCCGCUGAGCCUGCGCGUCCGGAGCCUGUGCUCCGCAACGGGAGAGGCCAGAACAGUGAGAGGCCCGCGAACCACCACCCCCCCGCCACCCCCCGCCCCGGCAAAAAAGAAAGAGGGAACUCAUUUAAGAAAUACUGAGAGUCCUCCCCUCCCCCACCCAUCUUUCUUUUCCACUUUCCUCUUAACUACCGCAAAUCAAACCCUUGGAAUCCUAAGCAGCCAGGUUCAUUCUCUGUUUAUGAAACCAGGGCUAAAAAGAAAAAGAGUGGGAGAAACUGUGAAAUUUAACAAUGGGCUCCAUCGGAAAGAAUAAAGACAUUUUUGAUGAGACAUUUUGGAACAUCAUUUGAAUUUAAGACUCAAAUUUAAGUUCUCUCUACUUCUGUGACAUUUUUCUCUCCUGUUUUUGGCUUUUUUCUCUCCUCACUUCCUCUCUCUCUCUAGUGAUCUCUCUUCCACCUUGUCCCAGUAUUUUCUGGCUCUCUCCUCUCCUGUCAAAUCCUCUUCUAAUUUCCUCAGU
Orcinus orca (killer whale) is the source of this 2976-nucleotide messenger RNA. It is a transcript of the gene GARIN2, whose product is annotated as golgi associated RAB2 interactor family member 2. Lineage: Eukaryota; Metazoa; Chordata; Mammalia; Artiodactyla; Delphinidae. The transcript is spliced from 7 exons. Gene Ontology annotation, cellular component: nucleus. The record is from RefSeq and is a predicted model, not a curated record. Bases 496 to 1740 code for a protein of 414 amino acids.